UUUGACUUAUUUUAGAGAUUAAAUAUGCUGGAUUAAAUAUGAAAAAAAAUUAAAUCCUAAAUACCCACGAAUCACAGAUUGCGUGGAACAAUGGGACUUUAAGUGGUUCAAUUUUGCCAGUGUAUAGGUACAAUUUCCAGCUAGAUUUUUACUGUGAAAAAGAAGCAAGAUAUUCUGGGUAAUCAAUGUGACUCAGCUUAAAGGGAACCUAAGGCUUUAAGUUUCAAAAUUAGUGACUGAUGUUUCAACAUGGGUGCAGUAAAAAUUAAAAGACUUCUCAUUAUCGGCAUUGUAUUUGUAAUUAUCACUUUCUAUUUAUUUUCGACGCAGUUUAACGCAAAGAAAGUUGAGCUUGUUAAAGGAAGUUUUAUGCAAGUGAAUCUCAAUAUUAUAACUAAUACAAUCUCGAAUUGGUUAGGCGAACGUGUCUUAGGCAUUUCAUAUGAAAAACGGUUCUGCAAGCAUGUGACAAAAUGGAACAGUAGUAGUAAAUAUCCGCCAGUAAAGAUUGUCGCACAACAGUUGAAUAUUCAUGAUGGUGAUAGCAUUUUUAUUAAUGGCCUUCAUUGCGGCGAGUGGGCUGUUGCGUUGAAAGGUACCUUUCCAAAUAUUAAACUGUAUGGAGUCGACAAAGACCCUGAUUCUAUUGAAUAUGUACGUAAACUUGUUAAUGGAACGUUUGAGAUUUCUGAACCAUUUGAACUGCAUAAAUCGAGUUUUACGGUUUCAUUUGAUCAUGGUAUUGUGGAUGGAAUUAUUUCAGUUUAUUCACCAGAUCUGCAAUGCAAAACAGUUAAACAAAUGAUUCCCAUGUUAAAGGCGGGAGGCUCUAUGUACAUUGGUAAAAAUUUUGAACAGUGUGAGGAAAAAGCAGUGGAAAGCCAGCUGCAAACAUAUUUGCAUAUUCAGGUUCUGUCAGAUUGUUAUUGGAGCAAGAAAUGCUUGCAUGGACGACCCGAUCUUGUUGAGAUUUUGUAUUCUGAAGAAAGUCGCAUGCUGGAUGAUGAAGUGAAGUCCGAAACUCCACUCGAUCAUAAAAAAGAAGAACUUUUAAACGAAAUCUCUAGAUGUGCAACGUCCAUAUUUAUUUACAAACAUAUAGUUAUAUCACCAGAUAAGAAAUCUAAUUUAUUGCCAGCUUCAAAGUACGUUAGUCAUAAACAUGAUCAUAAAUGUACACACUCUGAGACUGUGAAUUCUACUAAUUUAAAUAAAUUAAUUGAUAGAGAAGGUAUUAAGAAAGCUGUUAUGGACAUGAAAAUUAAAGGGCUGGACAUGCAUUAAACUUACGUGACUUAAAUAUAAGAAAUUUUUGUAUCCAGAAAUUAUCGCGAAGUUGCAAGCUGACCUUUUUUAGGCAAAAUUAAAUAUACGCUAAAAAAAUUAA
This is a messenger RNA of Hydractinia symbiolongicarpus, 1387 nucleotides long. RefSeq lists its product as uncharacterized. The transcript has 2 exons. The record is from RefSeq and is a predicted model, not a curated record. Bases 250 to 1284 code for a protein of 344 amino acids. Lineage: Eukaryota; Metazoa; Cnidaria; Hydrozoa; Anthoathecata; Hydractiniidae.